Molecule: messenger RNA, 3319 nt
Organism: Taeniopygia guttata (zebra finch)
Lineage: Eukaryota; Metazoa; Chordata; Aves; Passeriformes; Estrildidae
Gene: NCAPG
Product: non-SMC condensin I complex subunit G
Biological process (GO): mitotic chromosome condensation
Cellular component (GO): cytoplasm; condensed chromosome; condensin complex
Source: RefSeq, a predicted model, not a curated record
CGCUCCCGCGCGGGGUUUGAAGCUGCGCGCGCGGGCGCCGCGGCCGUUGCUGGCGCGCGCGGCCGUGAGGGGUUUGGUGCCGCAAGCGCUCCCGGCCAUGGUAGCCAGAAGGAAGCUGCUGCAGGUCCAGGAAGCCUUUCAGCUGGCCCAGAAGCCUCGCCAGAACCACGCGAAGCUCGUGGCGGCUCUGAAGAGCACUUAUGCUCAGUUGGAUGAUAAAGAAGACUUUAAUGAAAAAUUCAUUCACUUCCUCAAGUAUGCUAUGAUAAUCUAUAGGCGGGAACCAACAGUGGAACGAGUGAUCAAUUUUGCAGCUGGAUUUGUUACUUCGUUCUAUCACGUUGAGACAGAAGAUGGUAGUAAGGAGGGAGAAGAAGAUAAUUUACUUCUGAAUUAUGUGUUUAAAUUCCUGCUUGAGUCUCACAAUGCGAACAGCCAUGCAGUUAGGUUUCGAACCUGUCAGCUUGUUAAUAAGAUUUUGGGAAAUAUGCCAGAGAAUGCUGAGAUUGAUGAUGACUUAUUUGAUAAAAUUAAUGAAGCUAUGCUGAUUAGACUUGAAGAUAAAUUUCCAAAUGUGAGAAUUCAAGCUGUCUUGGCCCUGUCAAGGCUUCAAGAUCCUAAGGAUGAAAACUGCCCUGUUGUUAAUAUUUACAGCACGUUGCUUGAAAAUGAUUCAAACCCAGAUGUGAGACGUGCUGUGCUGUCAUGUAUCGCUCCAUCAGAAAGGACUUUGCCAAUAAUUGUAGGCCGCACCAUGGAUGUAAAGGAGGCUAUCAGAAAGCUGGCAUAUGAGGUUUUGGCAGAAAAAGUUCACAUGAGAGCUCUGACAAUAGCACAGAGAGUUAAAUUGUUACAACAAGGACUUAAUGACAGAUCUGAUGCUGUAAAGGAGGUAAUGCAGAAGAAGCUACUUCAAGCCUGGUUACAAUUCACUGAAGGGGAUGUUUUAGAAUUGCUUCAUAGACUGGAUAUAGAAAACUGCCCAGAAGUGGCCACCCCAGUACUAAAUGCUAUGUUUUCAUUAUCUCCACUUCAUGACAUUGUUCAGAACUGUAAAAACCUUGAUAGCAGAAAGCUGAUUCCACAGGAGGAUUUAACAGCUGAGAAUGUGUUAUAUUGGAGAUGUCUUUGUGAAUAUCUAAACUCAAAAGGCGAAGAAGGUGAAGUUUUACUAGAACAGGUGUUGCCAGAACCAGCUAUAUAUGCAGAUUAUUUAUUGAGUUAUCUUCAAAAUAUGCCAGUUCUCAGUGAAGAGCAAAAAGAAGAUUUUAAUUGUUUUGAAAACCUGAUGACAAAAGAAUUCAUAGGCCAGCAACUGAUUCUAAUCAUAGGCUGCAUGGAUACCAUGGAAGAGGGAGGAAGAAAGCAUCUGCUAGUUGUUUUACAAAAGAUUCUCAUUUUACCUUCAACUUCAGCAGUACUUAUCCCUCUGCUUGUUGAAAGAUUGCUCAGUAUUGUUAACGAUGAGAACAGAAGGAUUCAAAUUAUUGCAGAAAUUAUCUCAGAAGUUCGUGAGCCAAUUGUUACAAUUGACCAGCCUAUUGAUGCUGCUGAAAUAAGAAAGCAGAAGCUGAAGCUGGCUGAAAUAAAAGUGAAACUUUUUGAAGCAAAACAAGCUUUGGAAGAAUGCAUUACUCUUCAGGAUUUUAAUACAGCAUCAGUAUUAAAAGACAAAAUAACUGAGUUGGAACACACAAAAAAUGAACUGAUAAAAACCACAGAGCAAACUGAAAUUGAAGAAAUGCGUGUGGAGAAGAAUGAUCCUGAAACACUGUUGAAGUGUCUGAUGAUGUGCUAUGAGGUUCUGAAGAUCAUGUCUCUUUCUAAAGGAAUCAGUCCAACCAUUAAUGAAAUCAUUCAAUCUCUGAUACUUCCAGGUGUAACUAAUGUCCACCCAGCUGUGAGAAAUAUGGCAGUUCUGUGUUUGGGUUGCUGUACCCUUCAGGACAAAAAAUUUGCCCAACAGCAGUUUCCAUUGCUGUUACAGGUUAUACAAAUAGAUAAAAUAAAGAUAAAGCUCAGUGCUUUAAAGGCAAUCUUUGAUCAACUAAUCCUGUUUGGAAUUGAGCCUUUUAAAACCAGAAGAGGCAAUGACUCUCAAAGUGAAAGUGCACACAUUAGAACAGAAAAUGGUGAGGAUGAAAGUGAAACAGUAAAGGAAGAAGAGGAGACUGCCACAGUUCACAGCCUUCUGAAGCUUCUUUCUGGUUUCUUAGACAGCGAGUAUUCAGAACUUCGGACAGAAGCUGCAGAAGGCAUUGCCAAACUAAUGUUCUCUGGGAAGCUAAUCAGUGCCAAGCUCCUUUCUCGUCUUGUUUUGCUGUGGUAUAAUCCCAUGACUGAAGAAGAUGCUCGGCUCCGACACUGUCUGGGAGUUUUCUUCCCUUUAUUUGCUUAUGCAAAUAGGUCUAACCAGGAGUGCUUUGAAGAAGCUUAUUUUCUAACUCUGCAAACACUCUUAAAUGCUCCUGCAACAUCACCUUUGGCUGAAAUAGAUAUCAGUAAUGUUUCUGAACUGUUAGUGGACCUGACGAGACCAAGUGGACUGAAACUUCAGUCCAAGAAGUUUCAGGACUAUCAGGAGUUAACAGUGCAUGAUACUUUAGCCAUGAAAAUUUGCAAUGAAAUCCUGGCAGAUCCAACUGCACCAGAUGUCCGUAUUUAUGCAAAAGCUUUAAAUUGUCUAGAACUUAGUAGUUCUUCUACAGAUAAUCUUCUAGUGUUGCUCAAUGAGAUUCAAGAGAAAGUGGAAGAUAAAUCAUGUCAAAGAGCUAUUGAGAAGAUCCAAAUGAAACUGAGCAAGGAUCCUAAUGUGGGCAAAAACCACUCUGCAAGAACUGAGGAAACUGGUCUCUCUGAAAGGACACAGGAAAGAGACAUCACAUUGUCUGAAAAUGCUGCUCCCAAUGAAGAAGGACAGCAGAAAGCGUCAGAAGUGAGGACCGUGAGCAGAAGAAAAACUGGUGCAAGUGCAAAACAUGGUCUUGAAAGUUGUGAUAGAAUUUCAGAACCAGUCCCAGUGUCAAGUUCAAGGCCUCAAAGACGAGCAAAAACUUUGGCACUGGAGAAAACCCGAAUGAAUCUUUCAAAACUGUUGAAUGAGGAAACAGAUGAGUGAAGACAAGAGAAGAAAGUGCCUUUGUCAGCACUGGUAGUUAACAUCAGGCUUGAACAUAAGGUUUUUUUAUUGCUAGUCAUAUUUACUCCUUUCAUAUGAAUAAUUUAUAAUUCUACAUUUUUAUAUUAGGUUUUUUUUUUUAAUAGAUGCUUGUAUUUCUUGUAUUUCCUGUAAUAAAAAUGGAUUAAAAUAUUACCUGAA